Molecule: messenger RNA, 1546 nt
Organism: Klebsormidium nitens
Lineage: Eukaryota; Viridiplantae; Streptophyta; Klebsormidiophyceae; Klebsormidiales; Klebsormidiaceae
Source: the annotation of a GenBank genome assembly
CCGCGCGGUCUGCUCUUGGAUAUUGUAAUAGGUAGGCACCUCAGACACAAGGGCCUGAUCAGAUUCCCCAGAACUUUUGAAAUAGGUAGACCAGAUAGAAGUCGAACCAGCUUAAUUUGGGUCCUCGGAAUCACUCGCUCGCCAAGUGAUUGCUUCAAACAACAUUAUUGUGGAUCCGGCAUUUGCUAAAACAACGCAAGCCUUGAAAUACCUGUUGCACCAUCUAAUCUGGUGCGCUGAGCUGUUUGCAUUGCUAGUUUGCGAGUUGCACCCAGCUUGUUGAGCUCGUGAAGCUGCAACCAUGGCAGCCGCGGCAGCUGAGACCUUGAACACGACGGCGCACCACAACAAGGGCAAAGUGCUGGUGGGCAUGAGCAGUGCCGAUUACAUCCGCACGAGCGACAACAAGAAACAUGCGACAGGCUUCUUCUUGAGGGAGCUCGGGCGGCCGCUGAUCAAGCUCCUGGAGGCAGGGUAUGAUGUGGAGUUUGCCAACCCCCAGGGCAACCCGCCCGCCUUGGACCCCAUGAGUGACAACAAGAUCUGGUUCCCCAUGUCUUUGGGAGCGGAGAAAGAGCACGAGAAGCAGCUGCUCGAGCGGCUGGGGGUGGAGAAGAACUUCAAGAACCCGCGCCGAUUUGCUGAUAUUGGCGACCAGGAGCUGGUGGGAUAUGCGGGCAUCUUCUUGCCGGGGGGUCAUGCGCCCAUGACGGACCUGUGGAACGACAAGGAUCUGGGCCGCAUCCUCAUGCACUUCCACAACAGGAGCAAGCCCACAGGCAUCAUCUGUCAUGCCCCGGUUGCCCUCUUAUCGACGACGCUGGUACAGCCAAAACCCUGGACAUAUGAGGGCUAUCAGAUGACGUGCUACAGCAAUGCAGAGGAGAAGAUGAACGAAAUGCUGUGGCGCUCCAGUCUGCAGUUCAAGGCUGAGGAUGCUCUGCGGAACAGCGGCGCCAUCAUGAAGGAGGCGCUGCCAAUGAUGCCCAAUGUGGUGGAGGACAGGGAGCUCAUCACAGGACAGGGGCCCACCUCAGCGGACCGCCUCGGCGACGCCCUGGUCAAGGCGUUGGAUCAGAGCUUGGGAGCUGUUCAAGGUCUAGCAGGGGCGUGAGCGUGGCCAUGUACAACUGGACACCGACCCAAGGCAAAUACUCGAGGUCUUUUUGAUGGUGGAAGUUGUAGAAUAUGAUUCGAUACGCUUUUCCUUAAAUCAUUAAUGUCACCAUUUUGAUUGUAUGAAGGAUUUUGGAGUGCAGGCUGGCCUCUGGCUGGAUGAGUUAUGCGAUGGAAACGGUUUUUUCCAAAGCAAGAGGAUCUACAAACGAGGAUCUAUAAUCCGAACAUAAUCUAUGUAUAAUUUAUACGAUCGAGAAUAGAGUAACAUAGCAAGAAUCGUUGAUUAGUAAUAUAGGUCUGCUCAGAUUUUGGCCUGUCUUUAAGUGCGACUUUGAGCUUUGCUUUUUGGCCAGCUCGACUCGGAAUCUUGUUCUUAUCUGUAUUUAGAUUCAUAACUGUCUCGAAAAUGCUGUUCUAAGAGUGCAAU